Messenger RNA from Phaeodactylum tricornutum CCAP 1055/1, 855 nucleotides. RefSeq lists its product with no specific name. The transcript has a single exon. NCBI's taxonomy places the organism in Eukaryota, Bacillariophyta, Bacillariophyceae, Surirellales, Neidiaceae. Bases 1 to 855 code for a protein of 284 amino acids. The record is from RefSeq and is a predicted model, not a curated record. Gene Ontology annotation, biological process: polyketide metabolic process.
AUGAGCGUUGCAGCUGAUAAUUUUAAACGAAGCACUUUUGUCAGUGCUCUGAAAUUCGUUGCAUUAAUAGCUGUAUCUAGAAUACACGAGGGCGCUCUAGAACCCAUGAAAUUUUUUAAGAAAUUUCGGAAAGGCGACCCAAGCGGAAAGAAGAGCCAAAAUGAUAAAACCGUCUCUCAGCCGCCUGGGAAAUCUCGUACGUCGUCGAGUACGGGCUCCAGUAACAUGCCCUUGUCUGAGACGCAACUGCUACAAGAGCAAGUUCACAGUCAGUCCAGCACAACUGUAAACGAGAACGGAAACCGUGUCACCACGACGACGGUCCGGGUGCCGCCCCAAGACAAGAGCUCCAACACGAACGUACCUCCUUCACAGCAGUACACGAUCGACUUGGCAGCUACCGAACUCACACGAGCUCUGGUCAAGAAAUUCAUUGCCGAUAUCUGGAAUCGUGGUGAGAUAGAUCUGAUCCCAGAAGUUUGUAGCCCAAGCUUGCGAUUCAACGGCAAUACAGGCUUUGAUCGGGUCGGACAUGAUGGCUUGUCGCGCAUGGUCGCCACCAUUCGCGAGGCGCUGGACGAUUACCACUGUGAGAUUCAUUCCAUGGUGGUUGAAAGUAAUAAAGCCUUCUGUCGACUACGCUUUACUGGAAAACAUAAUGGACAGUUGCUGGGUUAUACGCCUACUGGCAAGUCGGUCGCGUGGAUGGGAGCGACCGAGUUUACCAUUCAGAACGGUAAAAUUCUCAAGGUGUGGGAGCUGGGAGAUGUAAAAUCGUUGGAAGAACAGCUCGCUGCGGACGAAAAUGGUUCUAGGUCUUCGACAGAAUUUGCGGAAGCAGAAAAGGAGAUUUGA